AUGGAUAAUCUUGUUAAAGUUACAUUGAGGUCUCAGACCAUAUUCAGUGGCUUUCUUUUUGCAUUCUCUGUGAUUUCCUGGUCCACUGUCAUUGAUCAACUUAGGGACCAUCAAGGCAAAGACAGGCUGCAAUUCAACUGUGUGCCCAAACAAAUUGAAUUCAAAAGACAGCGUUGUUAUGACAAUUACACUUCUGCCAUGAGUCCACUCUUAACACCGCUGGAUUUUGCUGGUAUUACCUUUGGUGUGUCAGGAUGUGGCUGGCUGUUUGUUACGCUUAUGGGUGUCGAGAUGUUGCGACGUAUCCACAAAGAGACAAAUAGAAGAAGGCAAAAAACGUUGAAGAAACAAUUUUUGGGGGUGUUUAUUGGUCACAUUUGCCUCCAGUUUGUCCUUCUAGUUGCCAUGAUUGUACUGUUCUUGCGUUACCAGAAACUUAAAUACCCUGCGGAGUAUAGUUGCUUUUCAGCAAACACAACGCUUACAUCAUUCAACCGAGAAGCGAUUACUAUUACUUGCAACGACUUACGAUACAAAGAGAAAUCAAAACUCAACAUUGCUAUUAUUGUGGUCUUUUCGGUAUCCAUUUUAUUCUGUUUAUUGACCAUAAUUCAGUUGGCAAUAUCAAAGGAUGAGCUAUCUAAGCUACUGCUAGGAAAUAUCGAAGAAGACCAUAACGAGGAGGAGAACAGACCUUUACAAGGUGAGUUACUAACAAUGUUAUCAACACUAGUCCUCAACGCCGCCUCACUCACUAAAGAGCACCUUUCUGUAAAUUAUUAUUUUGAUCGAACAAGGGACGUAUUAAAUUGUAGUUGUCUUUAUAGUUACCAGGUACCAUUUUUAUUUACUUCUGCCGCCGGCCCACCCGCCAGCGGCAUUUACUUUAAUUGUGAAGGGCAUAUUAGAUGGAAUGAAAGUCAUUAGUCGCUGAGCGUCGUUUGCAAGUGAACUAUCUUAGAAAUUGUUGUAAUAAGUUUAUUUUUACUCUGCUGAUUGUAUAAGACAUGCUCUGAUUAGUAAAAAAAAAAAAAACCAAGAGAGAAUGAAAAACCAUAUCCCGCAGUGAACACCACAUCGCGAGGUUAACAUUGAUGUUGCAAGACAAAGAACACCUGGAUAGGAGGCUACGUACCAGAGUUACGGUGGCUUGACCCCGUUUUCAGUGAUAAAUAACCACCAUUGCACAUUGUUGAAUAUAAGUAAACAGCAAGAUAAUUUAAAGCACAGAGGUGAACUACAUAUUACUGUAUAACGUUCGUCAAUGAUUACGUUUACAUUAAAAAUUAUUGGAAAUUAAUAACACAAUAACUGAAAUCCUUUAAUUAAAACGAGGCCAAAUUUUACUUUCUACGCAAAGUUGAAAUGUCUGUUUCUUGAACGCCAAAUGCAUUGUUUAUGAUUUGUUUUUAAUGUAGAAGCCAAAAAUUUCAAAUAAAGUAAAAAUUAUCUAAAAUUUGUACUGACAAUGCAAGAGAGUUACGGGACGGACCAUUAGAAAACGUACCGGGGGGGGGCGGGGGGGGGGGGGGCAGACGGAGAACAAAAAAUAAAUUUUCAAAAGGGAAAAGAAAAAUAAAAAAAAUUCAUACAACACAUAUAAUAAUAAAAAAUUUUAACUCCUGUCUCAAAAAAAACAACCAAAAAAAAAAUAUAAACCCAAAAUUAAAUUAAAAAAUAAAAUUAUAUAUUUUUUAUAUAUGAGUUAUUGUAUUUAUUGUGAUUUGAUUUAAAUUAAUUUAUAUUAAUUAAUAAUUAAAAAAAAAAAAAAAAAAAAAAAAAAAAAAAAAAAAAAAAAAAAAAAAAGAAAAGAGGAGGGAGGGGGAGGGGGGGGGGGGGGGGGGGGGGGGGGGGGGGGGGGGGGGGGGGGGGGGGGGGGGGGGGGGCGGACGAAGUACAAAAAAAGUAUUCGCGCAAGGGAAAAUUAAAUGAAAAAAAAUUCAUGCACGCCAAUUAAUCCUAAAAAAUAUUCAUGCUGUGGCCUAAAAAAAAAUCAUACAAGAAGUUUGAUAACGCAAAAAAAUUCCUGCGGCUCGAAAAUUCCCCUCUCCACCCAUAACUUUUCUAAUAGUCCGUCCCUAAAUGCACAAUGUUUAGUCAUAUAAGCAGCUUCAAAAACGAUUAUUCGAGAUUUCCCAAAAACUGAGGAUAUAUUUCAAUGGUGGUGGUCUCUCUGUCAAUCAAUCAAUCAAUCAAUCAUAUCUUUACUUCAAUUCGGAUAUUAGAGCAGUAUUUCUGCUAGUAUCUCCGAAAGAGAAAUAAUAAAUACCUUGAAAUAGAAAUAGAAAUAGUGCAAUUUAAAAAAUACAUGUAAUAUUGACAUCAAUUACACACAUAAUUAUGUACUUCGAAGAUAGAUCGAGAUUUAAAAAUUUGAUUAUUUCCGUUAACCAAUCAUUUAUAAUAAGUUUCGCCAGUUUCGAAAUGAUUUUCAUCAAAGUUAACUGCAUGUUGUUAGCAAUCGAAUAACAACGAUUUAACCCAUAGUCAGAAAACUUCAGUCCUUUGAAAGACUGCUUUCACCAAACAAGACAAUUCUCUAUUUUCCAUUGACGCUUUACCCACUUUACCCAUUUAAAUGAACACAUUUAUAAGAAGUUAUCAUGUUGCAUCGCCGUUGUUCGGUGACAUGAUUGACCUUAUGACAUGCACCAGGUCUACCAGUGUACCAUGUUCAUUAAAAUGCAAAAUAGUUUGGUACUAAAAACGCUCUGAUAAUCACCUGCAUAGUACGUGUUUUUCUUUAAUCCCCCUCAACGUCAGUGAAUGCCGUGAAUUGUAAAUUUUCAAUCUUGUUCAAAUGUAUUCUUGUUGCUGUUACAGAUGUUGUUUCAAAACAAGAGUCUGCUGAUAGAGAUCACUCAAAAACAGCAUUCAAAAUGCUCACAGUCCCAUGUUCUCUGAGCAUUGCGAAUGACGAACCAACUUGCCGUAAAAAUGUAAUUAAAUCAUUGCUAAAAAAAACUCGUCCAAGUUUGCAUGAAAAAUGUGCAAAAUGAAAUGAAUUUUCAGCUAUGGAGGAAUGUAGCUAGUGCUCAUUGUUUUGCCACAAAGAGUAUAACGUCGAGACAGUGAAUAUUUUGUAACACGGAGUCUUAGGCAUGUUCGUAAAUAUAAAUAUAAAAGUUUCUGAGUUUGAGUUCCCGACUAAAAAUGAAUGAGAAGUGAGUGAAAUUCAGGGCUCUACUGUAAUCUAUUAAAUUCAGUGAGGAGAAUUUCAAUUAAGUAAGUCUAUUUGCAAGGGCAGAGCAAGGACCUUUUAGUCAGGAUGGGACUGGGGGGCGGAAUUACAAACUUUGACCCUUUUCACAGGUCAAUGGGUCACAUACUUAAGUCAUUAACAUUUUGUCUUUUAUUGUUGAAUGUCCAGAUCAUGGAGAGGCAAGUAGUGCAGGUGGUCCUGUUAGACAUGGUGUUGCUGGGCCUUCAGGUUUAAACAUGAAGCAGACUCAUCCUGACCAAGGUAUACAACUACUAAGGGUAUAUUGGUAAUGAAACCCUGUUAGAGUCAUGAUAUUAUUAGAAAGAUUAAACAACCACAUUGACGACAGCAAUGAGAAUGUCAAAAAGCAAUACGUUUAAUAAGCAAAGUAAUAACUCUGCAAGUACAUAAUAAUUUUUCUGAAUAGUCACUGCGCGACUACAACGUGAAGUUUCCUUAUGCGACGUUCUUGGGAGGACUUAAACACAUGACAAAUUUUUCUUUCUCUUUCUGAACUUGAAAACGGUCCUUCAGAGCCCCCUAAGAGCACAUCGUACUGUGUACGUACUAGUUUUUCCUUACACACAUACAAUAAUAGUUAAUUAUGUAAAUUUUUUGUGGCGAAUGACAUCUGACAAAUUGAGAGAAAUGAAGGGCCUCAUUGGUUUGCUUUUUCCCCAAGAAACUCGUUUUCCUCUUAGAAAGAUGACCAGUACUAUUACAUCUAGAAGUAUUCUCCAUGAAAUUUUCCUGAUAAAUUAAACAUGAAUUCCUGCUGUAUUUGUUUUUAUUCUUGAAUGUGCAGAUUUUGGAGAGGCAAGGAGUGCGGGUGGUGCCGUUAGACCUGAUGUGGCUGCAGGGCCUUCAGGUUUAAAUAUGAAGCAGAGACAUCAUGACCAAGGUAUACAACUAGUAAAAGUAUAAUUAAUGAAACCUUAUGCUAUGAUCACGGGAAACUGCAGAGGAGACUGGCUCUGCACGGGCGGAUCUAGGGGGACAAGACAAAGGGAUAAAAAUAGUAAAAAGAAAAUUAAAAAAACCCUAAGCUAUGAUCACGGGAAACUGGAGAGGGGACUGGCUCUGCACGGGGGGAUCUGGGGGGGGGGGGUAGGGGGUGCGCACCCCCCCCCCCCCACCUCCGAGAUGACCUGCGGUUUUCUAAUACAACUGGUAUUCUGCAAAAAAAAAAACUAUGUGGUUUAUGGGUGUUGAAGUAGAGCAAGAGACGAGUGCACCCCCUCCUAAAAAAAAUCCUGGAUCCGCCCCUGCUCUGAAAGCCGGCAACAGUCAAAGAUGACAAGAACUGAGCUGACCGUGCACAAGCUUUUGUUUUGGUUCACUAAUUAUGACUGAAUAAAUAAAUGGGACGUUCGCUAGUCAGUUCACAAUGAUAGGAAUGCUGUUGUAUAAUUAACGUCGUGCACCGGUUAAGGCCACAAAAGUUAAAAACGUAUGACAGAGAAUUUAGACGGGCUUCAUAACCAUUGCACUUCAUUAACUAUGGCUUAAAGGACCACAUCAGUGACAGCUACGAAAAUGUAGAAAAAGCAAUAAACAACAAUUCUAUUUGUGCGUCACAGUAUAUUUUGUGCCCCCACUGAACGACUACAACGUGAAAUCAUUUUUCUGAUUCGACGUUUUAUGGGGAAACUUGAAUACGUUCCAGCAUCCAAUCACGUUUGCCUGCACUUGAAAUUUGAGCGAGUUGGAAUAAUCACAUUAAAGUUUAAAAGAAUACAAAUAGACUUCCAAAUAGGCUGAUCUCUAUUAACAAGCUGGUGUCGUGGUAUUUAAGCAUUUCAGAGGGGAUCAUGUGGUUGUAAUCGAGCGAUUUUCGUUAGACCAUGAAAAAAUGUUUUCCCUAUUAGCGCUGGGUAAAUAUGAUAUGAGCAAAUGACAAUUUGCUUGAUUUCCCUAAGAUCAGUAUUUCAGUAUGUGAAUUUGUAAUCUCAAAGGCAAACCCCAUGGCGUAAAGUGUGUAUCAUAAUACACCCACAUACAAGAAGCUGCUUGAUACAACUAUGUUCUUAUAAUUGUACGCGGGUUUUUACCGUAAUCAGAACUACUUGUAUUAAAAUGAGAACCAGAGGAAAUGUUUGGAGAGCUGCGUGGAUUCAGUGAUGAUUCUUAGUAAUCUGGAAUUUCCAAGAGGCUAUAGCUAGAUGCAUAUGACACUAAGCUGCAGGUUUUUAAUUUUAGGUGGCCUUCUAAUAUACCUUAAUAUUAUUCUUUGUGUUUAUUCUUGAAGGUCUAGAUCAUGGAGAAGCAAGUAGUGCAUGUGGAACCGUUAGACCUGGUGUUACUGGGCCUUCAGAUUUAAAUAUCAAACAGACUCAUCAUAAUCAAGGUAUACAACUACUAAGGGUAUAAUGAAACCCUGUUAGAUCGUCCAAAACCUUUUUGUUAAAAUAUAGUUCGUAGAGGUGACUGGUUAUGAAAGCUGGCAAAAAUCAAUGGUGUUGCUGUUUAUGUUAAGGGCUCCCUUACCAUGCACAAUCGUUUGAUUUUGGUUCGUUUCUAUUGGUUGUUUCAGUCGAAAUGAUAGGAAUGUUAUUAAACGUUGCGCACGGUCAAGUUAAAGCUAACCUAACCCUUGCACCUUAUAAUAUAACUGUGGUUUCUAAACAACCAAAUCGGCAACAGCUUUGAGAGAAAGAGGAUUUGCCAUGUGCUUAUAAAAUAAUCGCCGUAAUGGUGGAAUAAGUCUUAUAUCUGAGAGUCUGCAAUACAGCCACAACAAUCCCUCAAUUAAGUGGUAUAGAUAGGAAGAUUAAAGUGUGCAUUCGAGCCAAGUGGCCCAUCCGGCUGCAAGGGUUCUAAUAGAAAUUUGAAUAGGUUUGAAUAGUUGCUCCUUAAACCUCAUGCGUUUUAUUGGCAAAACUACAAAGAAAUGAGCGAAAAAUUAACUGACGUUUACAUAACUAAAGCAUAACGUAAAACCAGUCGGGGCCUUAAUCACGAAAAACAUUAUGAUUAGUAAGUUUUCAUUCAGAUUUAAUGAUAUAUUUUUUACCACACUAUUAAAACUAGUUGCUUCUUCUUUUUUCUCCCUUUGUUCAAAACUACUAUGUUUACACAGAGCCGUCAAUCACAGCAGAUUCAUGAAACCGGUUUUGAUAAUGUCGUAAACAAAAAAAUCAUUAAGUUCGCGACUAGAGGCUGAAAUUCAGGCCAUUUUUAUUCUUUAAUGUCCAGAUCAUGGGAAGGAAAGUAGUGCAAGUGGUUCCGUUGGGCCUGGUGUUGCUGCAGGGCCUUCAGGUUUAAAUAUCAAGCAGACUCAUCAUGACCAAGGUAUACAACUACUAAGAAUUUAAUGAAACCCUCGUAGGAUAAUGGAAAACUGUUUUUUUGCGCGUGUUCUGAAGUUUAUGUUGGGAGAUUUCUGACCGUGCAGAUUCCUUUGUUUUGGGUUCACAAAUUGUGACUGAAUAAAUUAAUGUGAUAUUUCUAUUGGUCAGUAAGUUUAAAAUAAUAGGGAUGCUGUUGAACGUUGUGCACAGUUAUAUUUAGUCCAAAAAUACUACCAAAAACUGACAUAUAUGAGACAAGUCUGACGGGCUUCAUGACGAUUAAACUUUAUUUAUGGCUUUUGGAUUGGUUCUAGGACAGGGCAUGAGCAAAUCCUUGUUUCAGGAAUGACGUUUAAAUGGCUAAAAUAUAAGUGAAACCGCCUGGUAUGUGGCUGUCAACUGAUCCUGACAUGGCUUUAAAAGGUUAAAUUACAAAGAAAAGACUGAAAAAAAUAGGAAGGUUUUUGAGUUGCUGGAAAUACCAGUUAGGCUCGCGUUGUUAGGGAAAAUUACUGUUACAAAUUACAAGUGGUUUACUUCAAAUCACUUCAAAUCACGUUUAUUGUCCCUUUUGCAGUCAGAAGACUGAAUUGUAGGAUACCUUACAAGCUGUGAUAUAUAUACUAAUACGCUACAUUUAUUGACAAGACUAAUAUUUAACACUAACAAAAUUUGAGAAACGUUCAGUCCUUGUGGCCAUGGGCCUGCUAGAACUCCCUGAUCUUAGACACACACUGGUAGAUAUAGGUACCACUCUGUUGUGUAUUAGAUUACCUGGCCGAACCUUACCUAUAAAUUUAAUGCACGAGAAAGCCCGACGGUCAGAGAGAGUGGAUAAUGCAGCUUUGUCAAGUGCUGUUAUAACAACACAAAAAAACACAAAAAAUAUGCAGACCAAACAAACGAGUGGCCGCCAUGACUGGCGCCGCGUGACAAUAAAUGAUAUACUUGCUCUCCCCAUUGCGGUAAAAUCAUCACGCUAUAAAGGGAAUAAAUGAUGUUUUACCAUUUCCUCCUAUGGAAUGAUAAAGGUGACAAAAUCAAGAGAAAAGUUAUGAUCAGUGAACCUGAGUAUGGAGGCCUGAAGAUGAUUGUAAACAACAACGGAAACUGGAAACUUCUCUUCGAUUUAGAACUGAAAAUGAACGGCUGCGAGUUCAUUAUCUCAAUGUCUCUGACACUAAGAAAGGAGUUUGGGUUACGGACCGUUUUGGUUCAACUCUUUAGUAAGGAUAGAUAGUAAACCGACUUUUUUUAAAGAGUGUGGUUUGAAGGAGGUAUCUCCAAAGUUAAACACCUCCAACCAGGGAACAGUAAUUUUCUGACGCUCAAAGAUUUUGCCUCUAAACAUGACUAAAGAGUACGCCCGCUCAGCUUUUACGGUCUAUUAUCAGCUGUUAAACAAAUUCGCAACAAUGUUACCGAUACGGCUGAGACAAGAGACGAUGACUUUGAAACAUAGUGACAAAAUUGUCAAAAGAUAAAGCCGGGCCAUUAAUUUACAAAAAACUGAUCAAAGCAAAAAGUUUAACCCCACGUACAAUUAAAAGCCAACGAAAGUGGCUUCAAGACUGUAACUACUCAGACGAAGAAGAACAAUUUAAUUGGGAGCCUGCCUAUCAUAUGGCACUGACAGUGCACAAAAAGCACCCAACUGAUUGAGUUUGAAUUUAAACUAUUAUUUACAUAGGCGCAUACCAACCGAUGAUUUCUUUCUUAAAAUAGGAUGAAAAGAAAACGACAACUGUACUUUUUGCAAUAACUCCUCAGAGACGCUAAUUCAUCUUUAAAAAAAAACGAAAAAACGAAAUCCCUAUGUGGCCCUCCUGGGCUUCCGUAGCAGCCGUGCUCAGCUGGCUCGACUGUAGAUCGACUGCAGCACGACACUAGCACGACUUUGUUUCAGACGUCGAAUUUAAUUCAGUCGAAUAGAACGGCUGUUGCCGAAAACAAAACACAAUAAUAAAGAAACGGUUUGGCAAACUUUCAAAUGUACUUUAACGUAUUUAUAAUUAUUUAUGAAUUGAGUUCGGCAUGGCAGUAGCGCGACGUUUGAAACCAAGUCGAGUUACUGCCGUGUGCUACACGGCGGUAGCACGACUUGGUUUCAAACGUCGCGCUACUGCCGUGGUAAAGUCAAAUUUAAUUCGAUCAAUUUAGUUCGGCACUGCAGUAGCACAACGUUUGAAAGGGCCUUACUACCUGAUCACUUUUUCCUGUUUUCUGUUUUAGGCGAUAACAUAGGACUAACAACUUAAGACAAGAGUAAUAUGUGUUCCAUUACCACGAUUUUUAUCUAAAAUUACCCACCCUUUACCCUCAGUAAUCAAAAGAUCAGCAACAACAUUUUUUGAUUGGGCUUUGCCUGAAGGGCAAUCCAAUAAUAAAAUAUAAAAAAAAUAUGUAUACUUGUCCGUUUUAAGCUACAUUUGUUUGAAUGUAAAAGAAAAUAAAAAGGGUUCCAGGGUGGAAUUGGUGAACGUCCUCAAUGGAACAUAUUGAAUUUAGAUAUUAAUGGCUGUACCAUUUAUGAUUAAAUGAACUAUUUUAUUACAUAAUAGGGAAUGUACAGUACAGUCUAUUGCAAAGGUAGAUACCGGCUGAAAAAAAUGAGCUUUUGACGGGAGCAUAUUUUGACGGAGUACGGGUUCGAUCUUAAUUAUAAGAACAGAAUUUUGUGAUGUACGAGCUUAUGUGCAGUGUACAGACUAGUUUUUCCCUACACACUUUCUAAGGUUAUAAAGAAAGAUGUUGGACAAAUAAAGAGAAAUAAAGGGCCUCGCUUGCCUUAUUUGCAAGAAACUCUUCUCCCCUUGAAUUGUGACCAGUAUUAUUAAAUCUAGUAGUAUUCUCCAUGUAAUUUUCCUGAUAAAUCAAAAACGAAUGUCAUGAGAAUAAGCAAUAUUAGGAUAACAAUAGUAAAAUUAAAUAUUUCAACUUGUAUCUCAAUGAGUUACGAAGGAAAUGUUUGAAGAACAGCGUGGAUUCAGUUAUGAUUUUGAGCAAUGUGAAAUUUUAAUAUUCUAGAUAAUAUCAUUUUAUGCCGGAUUCAGUUUCAUCCUAUUAAUUAUUUCAUUAACAAUCAUGCUGCAUUUGCUUUUAUUCUUGAAUGUCCAGAUCAUGGAGAAGCAAGUAGUGGAGGUGGAACCGUUGGACCUGGUGUUGCUGUUCCUCCAGGUUUAAAUAUCAAGCAGAGUCAAAAUGACCAAGGUAUACAACUUACUAAAAGUGUAACGAAACCCUUUUUAGCCUGAGAAAACAGCAGACAUUUCGCGACGCCUUCUUUGGUUUCCCCGAGGAAUGACAUUUGAAAAACGAGCGCAAUAAUUUUGUACUGAUGACGCUUCACUACCCAGAUCUGGAUCUUUCUCCUCCGCAGAGGCCUCAUUGUGUUGUAAUUGUGGGGAGGCGCGCGGAGCACGAUCGUCCCCCGCGUGCUUUCUUUUUUUUUUUCGCUUAUUGCUAUUUUUAUAGGGAUACCCAGCGGGAGCCUUUGUGGAGGAGAGAGGAUCUGGAUAGUGCUUCUGAUUGGUCGUGCCGCGUGGGAAAUUUGCUUUAACAAUCAGAAGCAGUACCCAGAUCUGGUAAGUGACACGUCAUCAAUAUGGAAUUUCUACGCUCGUUCCUCAGACGUCAUUUCGCACGGAAACCUGUGGUGGCGUCGCGAAAAAUAUCGGCUGUUUUCUCAGGCUUCCUGUUGAGAUCAUGGAAAACAUUCUUUCUAAAGUAGAUCUUAAACGUAGUAAAUAGAGGAGACUGAUUAUGGAAGCCGGUAAAAAUUAAAGAUGAAAAUAACGGUGCUGCAGUUUAUGUUGGGAACCUCCCUGAUCGUGCACAAUCUUUUGUUUUAGUUCACAAAUUCAACUUCUGUGCGUCAGGGCUCACGUGUAGUUUCACGUGACUUUUUAUGACCUUUGUUGUAAAUAAACCCCGAAAGUAGGCACCUUAAGCAACGGCGACAACGACGGCAGUGAAAACGUCGCUAAAAAAAUUAAUUUGCCUCCUUUCAAACUUAAUCGCGUCUGUUUGGACCCGCUCAAUAUGUCAAAUGCAGGCGACUUUUCCUGAAGUUGAAUUCUGAAGGAUUUUGUUCAGGUUCAAAAUGAGGAAGGAAAAUUCGUCGUCGUAUGUCCACCUCCUCGAUAAAACGUCAAAUUAGGUUUCACCUCGUAUUCGUGCAGUGGACGUCAAAGAAAUGUACUUAAAAGCGUGAUGCACGUGCAGAGCUGUUGUUUUGAUCAUUAAACCAAUCGUAACAGCAAGUGGUAACGUUGCGAGUAUGCGCGAGCCGCUGGACGGAAGUUUGUGGUGGUAUUGGAUCGCAGCGAAUGCAGCAAAGAAAAAUGGCGCCUCUUUUAAAAAUUACCAUCGUCUUAGUCAUCUGUUCUAUCUUUGUGGAGUGCAGAUAAGGCAAAGUCUUCUUUGUAAUAUGCGAGAUUGGUCUCAAGGCUAAUAAGUCGCAGAUCAUUCACAAUUUUGCGCGGUUUGUGGUCCAUAAGUGUUAUUGUUUCGUGUUUUGGCUUGCGUGCGGACACGUUGAUGGGGUUCUGUGUAACAGCUGCAAAACUCCUCUAUUAAACACUGGAUAACUGGGAAAAAAUCUCUUCAUGUAAGUUGUGACCGAGUACAAAACGUCCGACGCUUACGAUUUGAAUAAAACGCUGUGAAAAAAAAUUCUAAAUGCUAGUCUGUUUAUAUAGUCAUAACUGCAGUUCUUGCGACAAUCCCCUUGCAAUAAUACGAUUUCACGUCAGUUAUGGUUCAGAAACGCCCUGUUUUUCAGAGAUGUGCAACCUUAGUGCAGUGAUUCUGCCAGUGAUUACUUUUCAGAGAUACCCCAUUUCUAACCACCAGUGGCCAAAGCAGGUGCAGUGCCCUAAUUCUGCGACUGAUAAAAUUUCAAAGAUAUCCCACCCAGGGCUAUGAAAUUGUAAGUUUCCUUUUUUGACUAGAUGAUAUAAAACUGAAGACCCAAACUCAAGAAAUGACAUCUAUUACAUCUAUGUGAUGCCUUAACUUAUUCAGGGGUGUAGGCAGAAUUUUGUAAUAUGGAGGCUCUUGACUCCAAGAUGCCCCUUAUACUUCUAAAAUAAAGAAUUAGAUGAGCCAAAACAGGAGUGUGGUACAAGAUGUUUCAUAUGAUGUGUUUUAUUGAGGUAACCCUAACCAUGAAAAAUCCUUCUCUUUACUCCCCACACUUCUACAUACUAGAAAAUUGCAAAUAUGCACACAACAGUGAAAAUACUUAAAAUAGUAAAGAUCAUAGUCAUAUCUAAAACUACAUUUUCUCUCUGAGACAUUGAAGUGCAUUUUCUGCUUCUGAUACUUCCAUGCUUGCACUCAUUUUUGCUUUUCAUAAAUUUUGUUGUUGGUAUUUUCUACUGCACAUGUGUUAAUUAUUUAAGAUAUAACUAAUAAGGCCUAGCUCCCUUGACUAGCCCAUAUCUGGGCUAAGAUUAAAAAAUUGAAAAUGAGAGAAAAUUAGCUCUAACUUUUCCUUUUCAUUCAAUUUCAACAUAAGGAGAACUUAAGGAUCGUAAAGCCUGAUAUUUAUAAAGUCUGAGUUUAUGGUAGCUUCAAGUGAGCCAAUGUAUGACUCAUUAAAAUUAAAGCUUGUCUGUGUGUCUUCUGGGGCACCAAGGCUAUUUGAUGCAGUUCAGGAUGGAGUGACAGACCCUUCACAUUCUGCAGACAGCAUAGGGUAAAAUAAAAAACAGAUAGUCGCCAUUUUGUACCAGCUCUGCUAUGGCUUAAGUGAAAAGUGCGACUGGUUUAAAUGUGACGAUGCAGUCGUCCUCAAUGACUAUCACCUGAAUCAACAAGGUUUAGUGCUGAGCAUCUCAUAGGGAGCUCCUGCAACAGGAAAAAGGCAAAUGAAAUUUUUCAUAACUUGUCAUCUUGUGACACCAGGAGCAUCAAUGAGCUUGUUUCAGGGGCAAUUUUACAUAAAUUGCAACUUGUGCAGCCUAUGAUAUAUGACGAUAUACACUACUACAGUGUAUACACAGCCAAACCAACAUUGGCAAGCCAAGUGCUCCUAAAUUCAUUUGCACAAACACUGAAUAUAUGAGACCCAGAGUAUCAAAAGAUCUAUUUCUAUCGGAGAGUGAAAAGUUACCCCUGUGGCAUUUAGUUGUUGCCCACAACUAGUGAUACCCCUUUAGAUAUUUCAGGAUUUCUAAAGUGUCAUGGAUACGAAUUUAUGUUCAAGAAGGAAAGAAAUCUUUUGGAUAGAAAAGGAAUAAUAACAUUUAUGAUUUUUGUAAGCGUACAAAUACAUUGUAUGUGAUGAAGCUAAUUCUUGUGUGGAUGCCAAUGUAAGGAAUCAAAUAGAGGGAUUUCAUGUCCAGUGUUGUCUGUACUUCAAACAGGAAUGGCAGUCAAGCAAGUGCAAAGGUGAACAAGGGCAAGAAUUGUUUUGCGCUUGAACUUGUGCUAGUGUCAAAGUGGGAGUAAUAUUGAAAUGGUCAUAUGAAAAUGCAUUAAAUCACACUUAUUAAAUCACUUUUAUAGUAGGGCAGGGAAAAGAAUGCACAUAUGUGUAUUUUCAUAUUUUAUAUUGAUUUCAGUUAUGUUUUAAGACAUUAUGUAAACAUUUUAAGCAUAACAUUACAAUUCUUUUAGGCGCCAAUUUUGUAUGUAUAAACAAAUCAUCAUUGAAUAAUUAUCAGAAUAAAAUCAUCUUCCAAAUGGUGAGGGUUCUUGUCAGUGAAUCUGAGAGCUUACAGUGCAUGAUUAUUAAAACGCAAAUUCAUCAGUGUUCCCCCCCCUUGGAUGCAAAAUCAAACAUUCAAGAAUGAAAGAGUGUUCCGAAACAAUGCUCUUACAAAUAAGUUUUGUUGGGAUAUACUUUUACAUGUUAACGAAAAAUCUUAAAACAAGGUUGAAAAGGACAAGAAAAAUUUGUCCAUCUUUAACGAAGUUUUAGCAAAUAAUAUUUCAAAAUCCACCGCAUCGAUCUCUUAAUCUCUGAGAAUAAGUAAUCGCCAUAGAACACCAAUGUAAACCAGAAAAGCAAAUUUUCGAAAAUGGAAGGAAACAUCCGACUACGGCCUUACUUGUAAGAGUAGGAAAUUUGCUUGUUGAUUUCAUGCCGCUAAAUAGUAUCAAAAUACUCGAACUUCCCCCCUUUGAAUUAACCAUUAAAAGUGAAAAUACGGAGUGACCGAAAGGGAAGUUUAACCUGUUUAGUCGCUUGUGUGGGAUAUAUAACUGGAUCUCGCUGUACGGUCAGGGUCAAAUACUACAAAAAUACCAGGGUCACAUAACUUACGUUGAAUUCAAGUUGCUAUAAUUUUAACACAUAACAUUUGAUGAUGCUGCUCCACAUUUCAAAAAGUAAAUCAAGGGGUAUAUCUUACCUAAAUGUUAGGCAGCUCUGCAGAUCGUGGACAAUAACCCAGAAAUCCGUGACCGCUUGAAUGUCAACAAAUCAACAUAUCACAACAAGCGACCUCGUGAACGCUUUAUCUGCUUCAUCAGAGGAGCCAAAUGGACGAAAAUUAACCACCUAAAUGGUCCUUCUCCCAUACAUGACACUUCAACAUAGCUUAGCCAAAGUAUCCAAUCUAUAAGACAUGUCUGUUGUCGAUUGGGUAUGCAAAAAAAUCUCCCUUGAAAGUGCUUCAGGACGGCUUUCGGCCAUUACGAUUUCCCGACAGCAAGUGCUUCCAAGCAAGCUUGACGCAUGCGCAAACGUUACCACUUGCUGUUACCAAUCGUUAUUUGAAGUUGUCGUUGUGGCCGUCGUCGUAGUUGCUUAAACUCUCUAGUUCUAGCCUCCCACGCAGACAUUCUUAGGGGAUCGUCACACGUUCUUGUGUGACGAACCCCCUAAGAACGUCUGCGUGGGAGGCUACGAAAGUUCGGACAUCCGUUCUCUGCCACAUACUGUAUUUGUACGAACUACGAGUCGCUAUUUCAAGUCGUGUUAAUUCAUAAAUUUUAUUUCCCUUUCGCUGUUUGAAACUCGAAUAGUUUAAGGUUCAAAACUGUCAAAGCAGCAGAAUAAGGGCGAUUUUAAGGCGAAGAGCAUGGCAGAACUGCAGGAACGAGGAGGGCUUGUAGUGAGAAUUCCCGCCUCAGCAGCUGAGACGGUUUUAACAUUGGAACUAAACUUCGAAAGAUUAAAACCGGUGAUGUAGGCAAAUUUUCUAAUACAUACAUAAUUCCAUUUCAAAAUUCAUGGUCACACGCUAUUAAUUUCCAAUCCAUUUUCGCUAUAAAGACCGUUUGGCUAAGGGUUGUUUGACAUUAUAUUUUCAACUGUAUGCUACGGCAAACAGGGCUCGACACUUUUGAUGACGGUUAUGUUGGUUAUUUACUAACUGCUGAGUUGAGUCAAGAGGCUGUUCAUAUAUCUGUUAUAUACCUGUAGCACAAAAGUGCAGGCUUCUGUGAACAUGUACUGGCUUUGUAUUUCAACGUGUAGAGACAAACGGAGGCAGUGUACUUCAGGCAAGAUAAGCAUAUAUUUACGUGUUUAGAAGGCGGUCGAGACAAAAAUGUAAGCACAUUGUGGUAUCAUGAAUUAUAGUGUGUCUGCAUUAUUAGAUCCACCGGGCAAAACCAUUCUUUCGACUGCAGAGGAGAUUUCCACUCGCUUGUUAAACUCCAUAUUCCGGCGAAUAUUUGUUCUCGAGGCAGUUAAGUCACUCCUGAUCGAUCUUCUGCUUUGACAUUUUAAAUCUUAAACUAUUCGAUUUUCAAACAGCGAAAGGGGAGGAAAAUAUACUAGCAGUAGCCGUUGGCUAGGAAGUGCGGGCAAAGAUGUGAUUGAUGAAAACCGCUUUCAUAACUGUGUCGGUGAAUCAGAGAAAGCCCUUCUCACCAAGGUUUUAGCCAGAAGGGUGUCCAGCCGUCCUAUGGACGGCCAUUUUUGGAAGAAAUACAAGGAAAAUGUACUUAAUCUCUUAUAAUUUUAUGGGAAAACAUGCCUUCUGGACGGCCAGUUCUCAAUGUCUGGCUAAAAGCCUGCUUCUCACACACCUCUGGAAGCCAUUGUCAAGCUGGCCGCCGCCAACUGACUAUUUAAUUUCUAAAACCAACUCAGCGUAAGAUUAUACGUAAUGUAGGCAAAAUACAGUAAUAUGAAACAACAGAUAUAAGCUUAGUAAGAAUCUAUGCUGACAAUCUUAAUAAAGAAUAUCUAAUCAACAGAGUGUAUGUUUUCAACUCAAACGAAGAGUUGGAUGGGAACUGGGGCUCUGAAUUUUCGUCAGCAAUGGUGGACAGCAAAAACGCAACCGACACUGAGCACGUGACUCAAAACAACCCCUCGGGUCCAGGCCCCAGCGGUUUGUGAGAAAACAUUUUCCACUUAUUUCUUUCCUCAGCUAGUGGAAAAUACAACUUCUCACACACCUCUGGGAGCCAUUGUCAAGCUGACCGCCACAAAUUACAAAGCAUAG
Porites evermanni is the source of this 15902-nucleotide messenger RNA. Lineage: Eukaryota; Metazoa; Cnidaria; Anthozoa; Scleractinia; Poritidae. The record is from the annotation of a GenBank genome assembly.